This is a messenger RNA of Nematolebias whitei (Rio pearlfish), 1585 nucleotides long. Its product is annotated as high choriolytic enzyme 1. The record is from RefSeq and is a predicted model, not a curated record. Lineage: Eukaryota; Metazoa; Chordata; Actinopteri; Cyprinodontiformes; Rivulidae. Gene Ontology annotation, biological process: proteolysis. The transcript has 2 exons. Gene Ontology annotation, molecular function: zinc ion binding; metalloendopeptidase activity. Bases 66 to 1478 code for a protein of 470 amino acids.
CUUCGAGGAGUCUCUCCAGAGUUGCUCUCUACUGAAACUCUUCUGGUUCAACACGGACCCUGAAGAUGGCUCCUUCAGCCAGCCUUCUGCUGCUGCUCCUGCUUGGCCUCUCUCGGGCUGUUCAUCUGAUGAAGGAAGAACAAAAGAAGGAAGGACGCAGACAUGGACACCAUGUUGGACACCUUCAUGAGCAUAAAGAUUUGGCUGAUGAGAAACACCUUCAUGAGAAGAAAGAUUUGGCUGAUGAGAGACACAUUCAUGAGCAUAAAGAUUUGACAGAUAAUGAGAAACGUUAUGGGAAAAAAGAUUUGGCAGAUUAUGGACACUAUCAUCAUCACCAUCACAGACACGAUCAUGAUUGGGAUGAUGAUAAACACCUUCAUGAGAAGAAAAAUUUGGCUGAUGUGAGACACCUUCAUGAGCAUAAAGAUUUGGCUGAUAAUAAACACCUUCAUGAACAUAAAGAUUUAGCUGAUGAGAGAAACCUUCAUGAGAAUAAAGACCUUGCUGAUAAUAAACACCUUCAUGAGAAUAAAGGUUUGGCUCAUGAGGGACACCUUCAUGAGCAUAAAGGUUUGGAGGAUAAUAAACACCUUUAUGACCAUAAAUAUUUGGCGGACGAUAGACAACUUCAUGAUAAGAAAAAUUUGGCUGACGAGAAACACCUUCAUGAGCAUAAAGAUUUGGUUUAUGUUGGAUACCAUCAUGGAGACCAACAAGACGUGGAGAAGAAUGAACAUAAAGAUGGAGACCAUGAAGUUUAUGAUGACAACAAAAAAAAUGAAAACCAUGUGGACAUUUCCACCAGGAUUCUUACCACUAAUAAUGGAUCAGACGAAUUGCUGCUGGAAGGAGACAUGAUGAUUCCCAAAACCAGAAAUGCCAUGAAGUGCUUCUACAACAGCUGCCUGUGGAGAAAAUCCUCCAACGGCUUGGUGAUGGUCCCCUACAUCAUAGGCAAUGAGUUUGCCGGCUAUGAAAAGCAGACGAUCCUGGGUGCCUUGAUGGCAUUCGCUGCCCACACCUGUAUUCGCUUUGUCCCUCGUACCAAUGAAAAAGACUUCAUCAUGAUUCAUAGCAAAGGCGGAUGUUACUCUGCACUGGGCAGAACAGGAGGAAUGCAGGAACUUUCGCUCAACAAGGGGGGCUGCAUCUAUGGUGGAAUCGCCCAGCAUGAGCUAAAUCAUGCUCUGGGCUUCCAGCAUGAGCAGACCAGAAGCGACCGGGACAGCUACGUCAGGAUCAACUGGCAGAACAUCAUACCGGCAAGUGCCUACAACUUCUUCAAACAUGACACCAACAACCUGAACACACCUUAUGACUACAGCUCCAUCAUGCACUAUGGAAGAGAUGCCUUCUCCAUUGCCUACGGAAGGGACAGCAUUACCCCCAUCCCCAACCCCAACGCCCAGAUUGGUCAGAGGAAUGGAUUGUCUUACUGGGACAUCAGAAGAAUCAACAUACUCUACAACUGCUAACUGAUGCUGAUUGAUGCGGAAUACAAAAUGCUGUUCUAAAUGUUGAGGUGGCAGAAUAUAUCACCUCACAAGCUUAAACUAUAUUCAAUAAAGAUGCUGCAAAAUUA